AUGUCGCCCUGCUCGGUACCUGACAGCUGCGGGUGCAAGUACACGCAGCACGCAGCACCGACCUCGUCACAGACCCCACCGAACCCAGAAUUCCAAUAUACAGCCUCCAUCUCGCACCAACGACCCGGGCGGAAUGACACCAGCCUGGGCAAGGCUCCGGCGGAGAAUAACAAGCGUUGUCGUGACGGAGGUGGGUUUUGCUGCCGGUAUUGGAAUGUCAUCACGGCCACGGCCGUGCCCGCCGCCCUCGCUGGUCUCUGA
This is a messenger RNA of Diaporthe amygdali, 261 nucleotides long. RefSeq lists its product as uncharacterized. The transcript has a single exon. Bases 1 to 261 code for a protein of 86 amino acids. NCBI's taxonomy places the organism in Eukaryota, Fungi, Ascomycota, Sordariomycetes, Diaporthales, Diaporthaceae. The record is from RefSeq and is a predicted model, not a curated record.